CUAAAACAUAACACAGUGCAAACAAAACCAAACCAACCACCCACAGAUAACAGUACAUUACAAUGCAAGCGUCGUCAGGCAGGCCGGGUCAAUAUCAAUAGGGCAGGUAGGUACAGGGGGAGCAAGCGGAGAUUGGUCGGGGUCACAGGCCAGGUUCAGCAGGUAGCAAGCAGCGUGGUACAGAGGGUCAGGCAGAGGGGAUGGUCAGGAGCGAGCCGGGAUCAGAGCAGGAGAAGUCAGCAGCGGUUCAGAAACAGGAUGCAGGACAGAAAACAGGAUACAGGGCCCAGGACAAACACAACACCAAGGCAGAGUCUGUGGGUCUGGCCA
Molecule: messenger RNA, 330 nt
Organism: Staurois parvus
Lineage: Eukaryota; Metazoa; Chordata; Amphibia; Anura; Ranidae
Source: the annotation of a GenBank genome assembly